UCCAUCGCCUACUGGCUUCGCUCUUCACCUCCAUAGGACCAUAACCAAUAGCAAUGAGGGAGCCAAUGGCUGUUCUUCAAGAUCAGAACCGGAACUUCUCUUACCCACCAUCCGAGAGCAUGAAAAUGGAAAAGCUGUUUGGGCAAAAAUCUUCAUGCCUCGAACUGAUGGCUUUAAGCAAUGUAGUCAAUGUUAAUCCCAUUAUGUCUCAAAGUCAUAAACGAAAGAGAGUCAUUACAAGAGUUAAGGUAGAAAGCUUAUAUGAUAGUUCCCAAGCUCAGUCUUCUGUUAUGGAAAGAGCGAAGAAGGUUGAAGCAAGCCUAGAUCCUAAGUUCCCUGUCCUGCUCAAAGUUAUGAUGCCAUCACAUGUUACUGGAGGAUUCUGCCUUAGUAUUCCGAAGAAAUUUAGCUGUCAGCAUUUGCCAAAACAAGAUACGAUGAUUAUUUUGGAAGAUGAAGAUGGGAAGGAAUUCGAAACGAAAUAUCUUGUGGAGAAGGGUGGACUGAGUGGUGGAUGGAGAGGGUUUUCAAUUGCUCACAAGCUACUGCAGGGAGAUAUUGUGAUUUUCCAUGUAGUGGCGCCUUUUAAAAUUAAGGUGUAUAUUGUUAGAUCAAAUGGUUUAGAUGAAGUGGACUGCGUUCAUGGCCUUAUGAGGUUAGAUGCUUGCACUAAACAGAUUAAUGCUGGACAGAUUAUUCCAUAUGAAACCGAAAAGUCUGGUCCGGUAUCAGAUCAGUCUGAAAAUGAUAGCGAAGAUCUUGGUUUUGAAUUUAUGGAUGGACUUAGACUUGCAGAGUCUGAUGUCACUUUCAAAGAAGUGAAAUGCAUGGAGAACUUCACCGUUGUCGUCAAUGGUUUAGUCAUAAAUUCUGAGUUUUCGAAUUACAUUCUGACCAAGUAUUAUGAGCUUUGUUGCAGUCAAAACGCAUUCCUUCAUGAACAUCUUCUUGAGGGUCUGAACUGCAAAUUGAUAGCUGGAGUGAUUUCUGAGACAGUCAACAUUGCAGAUGCCAUCAGGGCCUGCAAGAUUACUACCACCGAAGGUGAUUUUUCCACUUGGAGUAAGACUUUGAAAGCUUUUGAGGAUUUAGGCAUGAAUUCCGGGUUCCUGCGUGUCCGGCUGGACCGGCUUGCAAGUCUUGCUUCAGAAUCAAAAAGAUUGAAGGAGGCUAGACUUGAAAAGGACCAUCCAGAAGAAGAGAUGACGAGCUUGGAUGCAAAUCCUUUGGAAGUAAAAGAGACCAUAAAUAUGACUUCAAUUCUCGAACUUACAUUCCAAGAAGUGGCUAAAGCCCCUUGGUGAUGAGAAAACUUCAAUGUCUCUGGUUCUUUUUUGGUGUAAGUUAUAGCUCAAGCGUUCUAGUUCAGAACCAGAACUGUGCCAAAGCUACAUGAGGAACAAAAGUCGUGUCUCAUGAUAAUUGUGCUUUUGUUGUAUAGGAGAUGAUGUGCUUGAGCCCUGCAGUUGUCUUACUGCAGAGAUUUUGGGUAACUUCAGUAUAGAAUUAUGUCCUUACUGGAGGUAUCACAAGCUACCUACCAAAUAGGGAGGAAUGUUGUACCUUGUGGUUCUCUCUUUUGCAAUUUCCAGCUAUCAAUGGAAGAUUUUUUAUUGAA
This is a messenger RNA of Prunus persica (peach), 1618 nucleotides long. Its product is annotated as B3 domain-containing protein Os01g0234100. Bases 54 to 1304 code for a protein of 416 amino acids. The transcript is spliced from 7 exons. The record is from RefSeq and is a predicted model, not a curated record. Lineage: Eukaryota; Viridiplantae; Streptophyta; Magnoliopsida; Rosales; Rosaceae. Gene Ontology annotation, molecular function: DNA binding.